GGACUACCCGGCGAGAGAGAUGACCUUCGUGUGCGAGGCCGCCACCGCCAUGUGUCCGUCCGUACUGAUGAGUGGCAGCACGACACCAGGGUUCCGUAUGAUGGAGCUGUUCGGCUUGGUGGAGAACCGGUACAAUAGCCUCUCUGGAGUCUCCAUGGUCCCUGGCACCUUCAACACCUUCCCCUCUUUCCACCUGCACAGCAACGCGUUCCUGGCACAGCUGACCAAGUUCCUCCACCCUGAAGGUCUGCCGUCCGACUACACCAUCACCCUGCUGUUCAGGCUGCUGCCCGAUACUCCAGAGGAGCCCUUCGCCCUCUGGGAGAUCCUCAACCAGAACAACGAGCCGCUGGUGGGAGUCAUCGUGGACAGUGAGUCUGAGGUCUCUUACGUCUAG
Notolabrus celidotus (New Zealand spotty) is the source of this 397-nucleotide messenger RNA. RefSeq names its product collagen alpha-1(XIV) chain-like. NCBI's taxonomy places the organism in Eukaryota, Metazoa, Chordata, Actinopteri, Labriformes, Labridae. The transcript has 4 exons. The coding region runs from base 20 to 397 and encodes 125 amino acids. The record is from RefSeq and is a predicted model, not a curated record.